UAAGGGUAUGAAAGGCAUAAUGUUUCAGCAAUGCAACGUUUAAACCAGGGCAGUGACCUGGGUCUCAUACGUGUCUCACAAACGCACACAGCAGUACAUCGAAGCAGAUUCUCAUAUAUUCUGCUGUGCCUUUAAAAGCCCUGCUCAGUCCUUUUCCUAUUGGGUGUUAGUGAUAUGCUGUGCUCCAAUAGCAUGCAGGACUGUACAAAGAGAUCUACCCCAUCCCCCUGCAGCCUCAGCACCAUAAACGUUAACAAUGCAACGAGCUGGAGGACGGUGUGAUGCGCUCAUAUCACCGAGCUGGAACCAAAACCGUUAAUUUAUGCUCCAGACAUGAACAAAAUUGCUUCAUGUAUUUUUCUGGCUAUAGCUAAUGCUCCGCCGAAGUGGAUAUUUGCUUUGAUUUUCUUGAUGGAUAACGCAUUGUAACGGAUAAAGGAAUGACAAAGAGAAUGGGGUACAGAGACUGGAGAUGGCAGGCGCUUUGGUGGCAUCAUUUCUUUCUCUUUUGGAUUACAACAGACGGACAGACUCGUUACAGCAUCCCGGAGGAACUAAAACAGGGAUCUGUGGUAGGAAAUCUAGCCAAAGAUUUGGGUUUGGGACUAUCAGACAUUUUUGACCGUAAACUGCGUGUUGCCUCAGAGGCUGGUGAGGAGUAUUUCAAUGUGGAUGCGGGGAAGGGCGAGCUGGUGGUGAAUGACAGAAUAGACAGAGAGGCUUUAUGCGGACAAAGCGCCAGCUGUGUGUUGCCUUUGCAAAUAGUUCUGGAGCACCCUCUAAGUUUACAUCGAAUUGAAAUAGAAAUAAAAGACAUAAAUGAUAAUUCUCCCAGGUUUCAUACAAAAGAAUUGGCACUGAAAAUUGCCGAAUCGGCGGCAGUGGGAACUCGUUUUCUUUUGGAGAGCGCGGAGGAUUUAGACGUUGGAGGUAAUUCUCUAAAAUCCUACACCUUGACGAGAAAUGACUGUUUCACGCUGAAAAUGAAGGAGGUUGAAGAUGGCAAGGCAGUGCCUGAGUUAGUGUUAGAGAAACCUUUAGACAGAGAGAAGAAGGCAGUUCAUCAGUUACUACUGACUGCAUUAGACGGGGGAAACCCAGUCAUGUCUGGUACAUCAAAAAUCACAAUUACAGUGCUUGACGUAAAUGACAAUUUUCCAGUUUUCGAUAAAAAUCCAUAUAAAGUUUCUUUAGCAGAGAAUACUUCAAAGGAUGCUUUUGUAAUACAAAUUGCAGCAACUGAUGCUGACGAGGGACCAAACGGAGAACUUGAAUACUCUUUCAGUUCUCGGACACCAGAGUCCGUGUUAUCUGUAUUUGAAAUUGACAAAUUAACAGGAGAAAUACAUUUGAAAGGAGAGUUAGAUUAUGAGAGAGCUACGUCCUACAAAAUCGAAAUAACUGCAAAAGACAAAGGGGUGCCUGAAAUGGACAGUCACUGUCGUCUGCAGAUAGACGUUGUAGAUGUUAAUGACAACACUCCAGAAAUUGUUCUGACCUCUGAACCGCAGGCGGUGCGCGAAGACGCACCAAGUGGCACAGUGGUGGCUUUGAUCAGUGCACGUGAUGCUGACUCUGCUAAUAAUAGCAAAGUGACACUGCGCCUACCUAAAGGUUCUCCUUUCACUCUAAAACCGUCGUUUUCAAACAAUUAUGCACUAGUUACCAGUGGCGCUUUAGACCGAGAAAGUUCCUCUGAAUAUAAUAUUGAGAUAACAGCGACAGAUUCAGGCUCUCCUCCACUCUCUAGUAAGAAAACUAUUCCUGUCAGCAUCACUGAUGUUAAUGACAACCCUCCUAUUUUUACUCAGCCCUCAUAUAAUGUGUAUUUGAAAGAGAACGGAGUACCAGGUUCUAUACUGUACUCAGUAUCAGCAUCUGACCUGGACUUUGGAGAAAAUGCUAAAAUCUCUUAUUCCAUUCUGGAAUCUAAAGUGCAGGACGUUUCUGUCUCGUCUUAUGCUUACAUCAACUCAGAUAACGGCAGCAUCUACAGCAUGCACUCGUUUGACUAUGAGAAGCUGAAGGUGUUUCAGAUUCAGGUUCAGGCAAAGGAUCAGGGCUCUCCGUCUCUCAGCAGCAACGCCACAGUCUAUGUUUUCAUCGUGGACCAGAACGACAAUGCCCCCUCUGUUAUUUACCCCUCCUCCGCUGCCCUGGGCUCCCUCUCUCAUCAGAGGAUGCCCCGCUCAGCCAAAACUGGUCACCUGGUUACCAAGGUGACGGCUGUGGACGCUGACUCGGGCCACAACGCGUGGAUCUCGUACAAAGUGUCGGAGGCCACAGACGCGUCUCUGUUCACUGUCAAUCAGUACACGGGGGAGGUGAGGACUAAACGCGCUGUGUCCGAGCAGGACGACUCCUCUCAGAGGCUGCUGAUAGAGAUCAAGGACGACGGGGAGCCGGUCCAGUCCGCCACCGUCACGGUGUCCAUCCUGCUGGAGGACGGUCUCCAUGAGCCCAUCUUAGACCUGAGACACAAAUCUGUGGAGCCGAGCAAGAAAACUGGGAGAAUCACCCUUUAUUUGAUUCUGUCUCUGGCCUCGGUGUCCGUGCUGUCUCUGGUGACUUUUGUCAUCUUGGCGGUGAAAUGCAUGAGGAGCAGCAGGAGCAGCGGUAGUUGCUGCAUGAGACGCAGCGACUGUGAUGAUUACAAGAACCCGAACAGGAACCUGCAGAUUCAGCUCAACACUGAUGGACCUAUAAAGUACGUGGAGGUCCUGGGAGGAGACAUGUUGUCUCAGAGUCAGUCGUUCAGGUCGUGUAUGUCUCCGAUGUCAGAGUACAGUGAUUUCACUUUGAUUAAGCCCAGCAGCACCACAGACUUUAAGGAGGUGAUCAGUGUCCUGGAUGCGUCUUUACCGGACAGCACCUGGACUUUUGAGAGCCAGCAGGUGAGCAUAAAACAACAGUAGUCUUUUGUGUAGUUAUGUUGUAGUGUACAGUUUUUGUGAGCUUGAAAUACAUAACAUGCCUCUGAUAGCAUGGUUAUUGCAACGGUAUUAAAACACACAAAUAUAUAUUAAUUUUCUGCGUGUUUAGCUUUUGCUGUGUUCGCCCAACAUAUUGUUUGGCAUUCUAGUAGCAUUUAAUCUAUAUAGUUUCUAAUUGCAGUUAUGCAUAUUCUCAUCUUAUAAUAAUUUCGUUUUAUAGUAACUGUUUCGUGAAAACCUGAUUUUUCGGUGGUAUCAAGAAUAUUACGCCGUGCUUCCAUUGCUUACGUGUUCUGUGCUUGCAAAUUUGUUAAUAAGUGAUCACCCCUCCUAAUAUUAGUUUUCUGCGAUGAAGCCAGGUUACUUUAUUUGCAUUUUACUGUAUUUUGUAACAUUAGAAUGCCUCUUUUGCAGUUGUAUGAAUGACGCUUUGUUUCAGCACCACAGAGUUGGACAGCGAACCUUGAAUCUGCUCUGAGCAACUGUACAUAUUUUUUGGAUUGAAAUCGCACAGAAGAGAAUGUUUGCUAUAAAGUUCAAAUAACUGGAAUUAGUAAAAUAAAAAAACGUUCAAAUAACUGGAA
Messenger RNA from Acanthochromis polyacanthus (spiny chromis), 3517 nucleotides. Its product is annotated as protocadherin gamma-C5-like. The record is from RefSeq and is a predicted model, not a curated record. The coding region runs from base 441 to 2915 and encodes 824 amino acids. Gene Ontology annotation, molecular function: calcium ion binding. Gene Ontology annotation, biological process: homophilic cell-cell adhesion. NCBI's taxonomy places the organism in Eukaryota, Metazoa, Chordata, Actinopteri, Pomacentridae. The transcript has a single exon. Gene Ontology annotation, cellular component: plasma membrane.